AUGGAUUGUAGCAAAUUGGCAGAAGAUGGGACCCCUGAAUUAGGAAUGGAGUUCAAUAGUGAAGAGGAUGCGUACAAGUUUUACAACAAAUAUGCCUUUAAAAUGAGUUUUAGUGUACGGAAAGACUAUCUAAAUAAAGACAAAGACGGUGUGACCACGUCUAGGAGAUAUAGUUGCUGCAAGGAAGGUGUAAAACGCAAGUACGAAGGUGAUGUGAUGCCAAAGAGAACUCGAGCGCCGACGAAAACGGGGUGUGGAGCUAAAAUGGUUAUCGUGUUGUUUAGAGGGACAAUGAAGUACCAUGUGCAUGACCUUGUCUUAGAACAUAACCAUGAGUUGCACAUUGCUCAAUGUUCGCACAUGAUGCCAUCACAAAGAAAAGUGAGUGAGGCUCAAGGAUUCCAAGCUGAAAUAAGCGUGGAUGCUGGGCUUUCAUUGAAACAAAGCCACGAGCUUAUGGGAAAGGAGGCAGGUGGGAUGGAAAAUGUGGGAUAUACUCGAGAAGACUUGAAACGAUAUCUUCGUACUCGACGGGAAAGGGGUUUGAAAUAUGGAGAUGCAGGAAUGUUAAUUGACUACAAAUUUUUUGGGGAUGUAGUCACAUUCGACACAACGUACAAAACAAAUAAAGAAUACCGGCCACUUGGAGUGUUUGUGGAAGCCAUGUGCGGAAAGCAUCCAAGUACCAUACUAACCGACCAAGAUCACGCCAUGGCAGCCGCUCUUUCAGUCGUCAUGCCUGAAACAUUUCGCUGUCUAUGUACGUUUCACAUAAGGCGUAAUUUUAUGAAACAUCUUGGCAAUCACUACAAGGAAAAUAGUGAUCUUCCAUACAUGUUUGGUGCCUGCAUGUAUGAGUUUGAAGAAGUGGAACAAUUUAAUAGGGUGUGGGAGGCGAUGGUGAAGAAACACAAUCUUGAAAAUAAUGAAUGGCUCUCCGGGUUGUAUCGAAUUCAUGAUAAAUGGGCAAGGUGCAUGAUGAAAGAAAGAUGGACCGCAGGAAUGCGAAGCACCCAACUUAGCGAAAGCCUAAAUGCAGCGAUUAAAAAUCAUUUGAAACUGGAUCAUGACCUUGUGUAG
Messenger RNA from Coffea arabica (coffee), 1080 nucleotides. Its product is annotated as protein FAR1-RELATED SEQUENCE 5-like. The record is from RefSeq and is a predicted model, not a curated record. Lineage: Eukaryota; Viridiplantae; Streptophyta; Magnoliopsida; Gentianales; Rubiaceae.